CAACUCUAAUCCCCCCAGACAGCCCCGAGCGCGCGGACGGACACGCGCACUGGUCUUAUCUGUGCACGAGCACGCCGCGGGAGCGCGCAGAGCUCAUCAUGUCCUCCAGGUGGAUUUCCCUGUAGUCUCUCCCCACAAACAGACGUGAUCAAAACAUCUCAAUCUUCAUCUUCAACCUUCAUCGUCAUCAUCAUCUCCUCUGCUGUGCGCGCGCCCGUGUGUGUAUGAUGCGCGUGUUGUCGUUGUGGACGGUGGCGUGUGUUUUCUAUGCUGGAGUGAGAUGUGUCCCUCUGGCAGAUGAGAAGAGCACUGGCUGUGGUUCCGAUGACGUCAGUAUUGCUAACGGAGCGGCGGUCGGCUGCGACCGACAAAAGACCGAUGAUGAUCUGAACGCUCAGGAGAGACACGAGGGUUUACUGAAAGAGCUGCAGGAGCUGGCCGAACACGAGAAAGACAGAGAGCGUGAAUACGCCCGCGAGAGAGACGACUACGAGCUCAACGACACCUGGGAGGAGGACGAGGACGACAAGGAGGAUGAAGAUGAAGAUGAGGGAGCGGUGAAGGAGCAGAAUGAGCGAGACCUGGACGAGCUGCUGCAGGAGGAGAUCCAGAAGACGGAGAUCCAGAGGAGACAAGACGAGGAGCUGGAGGAGCUGCUGAAGGAGCUGAAGAAGAAACAACAGGAGAAGAAACUCAGGAGAGACCAGGAGGAGGAGGAGGAGAAGAGGAAGAACGAGCUGGAGCUGAUGGUGGAGAAGGAGAAGGUGGAGAAGGAGCUGAAUGAGCUGCUGGAGGAGCAGAAGAACGACACCAAGAGCUGGAACAAAGAGAAGGAGAAGGAGGAGAAACAGGAGGAGCUGCAGGAGCUGAUGAGGAAGAUGGAGCGCGUGCAGGAGGAGGAGGAGAAGGAGCCGCAGCGCAAGCGGGAGAUGGAGAACGCCAGCGACGAGGCCACGCGACAGUUCGAGAGAGAGAGAGACGGGGAGGAGCAGGAGGAGGAGAAGGAGGAGGACAGACAGCAUGAUGAAGAGGAGGAGGAGGAGGAGGAUGAAGAUGAGGAGCUGCUGGAGAUUGAAGCUGAACUGAGGAAAGUGGCGGCACAACUACAUGAACUACGCAGGGGUUAAACACACACACACAUACAUGCUGAAAUAACACAUCAUUUAGUCCAUUUAUGAAGAAAUAUAUUCAUAAGCUCAUAGAGGUGGUUCAUUCAUCAGGCUUCACUAUUCUACUGCAGAUGUUCAUAAAUAUAAUUCUCAUAAAACUCAACACCGAACACACAAACACUCAUAAACACACAGCGCUGGUAAAGCCAUAGACACAUGUUUAGUGCUCAGACACACAAGCCACGCCCCCUAAUCACCACUCCGUGAAUAUUCAUAUUCAAUAUCUCCGCCUCCUCAUUUGAAUAUUUAACAUUCAUAUCUAUAUUGUAAUGCAAUACUUCAGUGAGUGGUACUAAUAUAAUAAGACAAAUGUGCACAUAUGAAGUAAUAAUGUGAUUCGUGCUCUUGACUGUUACUGUAUAUCUCAAUCAUUCUGCUGUGUGAACAUGGCUGAACACUGUUACCACACUCAGACUGUUCUGGGGUCAGAACGCCGGCCGCUUUCUGCCGAUCACGUCACGUUCAGGAAAUCACAGCGAUCAGGGUGUGUUUGAUUCAUACGAAGAGCUGCAGAGAACAAUCGUGUGUGUGUGUGUGUGUGUGUGUGUGUGUGUGUGUGUGUUGGACAGGAGACGCCGGCGUUCUUUCCCUACAUGUUGCACUUUCCUAAAAGCAGCCAAUGAGAGCAGGUCUGGUCACAGACUCCGCCCACACACAUUGUUGUCAUUGAGUUUGAAUUGAUUUGAAAGAAAAACCAGCAAUAAGCGCCAGAGGAGCUGAUCAAAUACAUGAGCGUCAACCGCAGAAUUAAUUUCAUAUUUAUUAUGAAUGUAAUGCAGAUUAGCAGAACAUGUUCCAGAGGAGAGAAUAGUUCUGUGUGUCUUUGGUUUAAUAAAGAGCUGUUGACUGAA
Molecule: messenger RNA, 2020 nt
Organism: Labeo rohita (rohu)
Lineage: Eukaryota; Metazoa; Chordata; Actinopteri; Cypriniformes; Cyprinidae
Product: cilia- and flagella-associated protein 251
Exons: 6
Coding region: 225-1127 (300 amino acids)
Source: RefSeq, a predicted model, not a curated record